Molecule: messenger RNA, 1131 nt
Organism: Marchantia polymorpha subsp. ruderalis
Lineage: Eukaryota; Viridiplantae; Streptophyta; Marchantiopsida; Marchantiales; Marchantiaceae
Source: the annotation of a GenBank genome assembly
AUGUGUACGGUCCGGAGCGGUGUGACAGCCGCACUCGACACCGACUGUGGGAAAAAGAAGAGGGAAUGCCAAUUGGGACGGAGAAAUCAGCCGGAGGAGAAAAGUGCACAGAAGAUAAUCGACGCCAAGACGCGGAAGAAGCGCACAAUCGAGAACGGAGGAGACUCUGAUGAAGAAGAGCGUGCGUUCGGACUCUCGAGACGCAGAGAAAAACCAGCCCUUCUGUCGGACGGUCGUUCCUGCUACUGUAUCGGCAAUCGGCAAUCGGCACUUGCCGUGCACGAGAAAAGAACAGAACAGCGCAGGCUCGUGAAAGAGCGAAGGCCAGAGCAGAGCCGAGACGAACGUUGGCGAGAGAGCAGAGAGCAGAGAGAGCAGAGAGGACACGGAGAGACAAGAGGCAGGCACGCACGCACGCACGAAGUGAGCGCGGUCGAGCGAGCGAGCAAGCCAAGCACAAAGGCGAGGGAGCGAGGGAGCGAGGGAGAGGGAGGGAGUGAGGGAGGGCGUGCAGGCAGGACUGCGAGCGAUCGAAGGAAGAGAAGAGAGAGAGGAGAGAGGGGUUGGCGCGCUCCCUCUGCCCUCCCCUCGCCUCCCGUCUCGUCACACUGCCCCGCCAGGCGGACAGGCAGCCUGGCCCCGCCGGUCCCUCCUCCUCCCGCCCGCCCGCCCGCCCGCCGGCGGUGUCAUCCCCCGCUACAGUCCCGAAACCGAAAGUCCGAAACGCCAACGCCCCAGCAACCGACUUCACCUCCGCCCGGCGCCCUGUUCUGGCCGGCCGGGCGUCUUUCCCGACGCCGGCCCCCCGGUAAAUUUAGUUUCGGGGCCCCUCGCCAAUAUGGCCUUCGUUGGACAGUGAACUCUGCCAGCCGGGCUCUGCGUGCGAUUCUUCCUCGCCGGCAUUGGAGGCCCACUGGCGUCGCCAUGGGCCGAUUGACGUUCGACGCUUUGGCCGGGCGUCGUGAAGCCUUCAUUUCGGUCAACAUACUCUACUGUACCGUAUUUCAAAGCUCCUCCCUUCCCUCUUCAUUCCUUCAUUCCUUCCAAGUCCCCGCUCGAGUCUCGGACUCACCCAGUACAGUAACAGUAACGGCCUCCCCUCCCGUCCCUCCCUCUGGACUGCUGGUUUAA